AUGCUGCCCCCCACAGACAGUGACCUCCGAUGCACUUUGGGCAGGUUUGAGGUCCAGUGUGAAAAGACUGAGAUGAGAAUGAGCACCUCCAAAUCUAAGACCAUGGUCCUCAGUCAGAAAAGGAUGGACUGUCCCGUUUGGAUCAGGGGAGAACUGCUGCCCAGAGUGGAGGAAUUUAAGCUGACAGGUCGGGAACCUUUGGUGUUUUUACCAGGUCCGUUUUCCAGUGAAGCUCCCACAGGAAAGGCUCACUUGAAGCAGUGCGAGCAGAUGACUCUGACCAGGCGGCAGAAGAAGCUGUGCCGCAGAGAACCCGGUUUGGCCGAGACGCUGCGGGAGUCGGUGCGCCUCAGUCUGCUGGAGUGCCGGUACCAGUUCAGGAACGAGCGCUGGAACUGCAGCCUGGACGGUCGAGGAAGCCUUCUGAAGAGAGCAUUCAAGGAGACCGCCUUCCUACUAGCCAUGUCCUCUGCGGCUCUGACUCACGCACUCGCCAAAGCAUGCAGCUCAGGCCGGAUGGAGAGGUGCACGUGCGACGACUCCCCCGGCCUUCAGCAUCGAGAAGCGUGGCAGUGGGGGGUCUGCGGCGACAACCUGAGAUACAGCACCAAGUUUCUCAAGAAGUUUCUUGGCCAGAAGAGGGCCAGCAAGGACCUGAGGGCUCGGGUUGACGCCCACAACAUCAACGUUGGAAUUCGGGCGGUGAAGAGUGGGCUGAAAACAACCUGCAAAUGUCACGGCGUAUCCGGUUCGUGCGCCGUACGGACUUGCUGGAAGCAGCUGUCUCCUUUCCAUGACACUGGCCGAUUGCUUAAGUACCGGUAUGACAACUCGGUGAGGGUGCUGAGUGUCACCAACGUGGCAACCGGGGAGACAGAGUUCGAGGGGCCCCGUCGUCACGGCCAUAGCCUCCGUACUACCGACCUGGUCUACCUAGAGGACUCCCCCAGCUUCUGCAGACCCUCCCGCUACUCCCCGGGUACGGGUGGCCGGUCGUGCGCCAAAGACACCAGCUGUCAGAGUCUGUGCUGUGGACGCGGCUACAACACGGCCAUGCGGCUCACUAGCUUGUCCUGCCAUUGCCAGGUCCGCUGGUGCUGCCACGUGGAGUGUCAGACAUGCGUCCGGGAGGAGGAGGUGUACACCUGCAAAAACGCAUGAGCGGAAAUGGAGAGCGUGUCGAGACUUGCAGACUCAAUUAGAAAGAAAAGAUUGGAAAAAAUGUGGGUGAGAAAGAGGUUUCAGGUGGAACUCCAUCAUUUGUGACCUUUGUCAGCUCAGCGAGCUAACGUGGUGGAACUGUGAUCUUCACAGAUGUCCAUGAGAGAUAGACGUUAUUCUGGGAGGAGCUGGAAGAUUGAAAUAUUGAGGCUGUUUCUAAACUUUGCUGGAUGCACUGAAAUCUCACUUUUGUGGGAAGGACGGGACUAGAUAUUAAAACAGGUACUGGACCAGAUAUCUCCAGCAGAACAGCAUCAAGGACUUUAUUAUGCUGUAACGGAGCUGACCCCUUCCAUCUGAUUAUUUAUUGUAUCAUUCACUGUGUGUGAGGAAAAGCUGCUUUAUACUUUAACCCUCUUAUAAUCAAAGAAUGCCAUUAAGGCUAAAACAGCCUUAAAAGGAAUCUGCCUGCCUGUCUUUCUGACUGCUGUGGUUUAAAAGUUCAUUUCUGU
Molecule: messenger RNA, 1673 nt
Organism: Thalassophryne amazonica
Lineage: Eukaryota; Metazoa; Chordata; Actinopteri; Batrachoidiformes; Batrachoididae
Gene: wnt9b
Product: wingless-type MMTV integration site family, member 9B
Exons: 5
Coding region: 1-1161 (386 amino acids)
Biological process (GO): neuron differentiation; cell fate commitment; multicellular organism development
Cellular component (GO): extracellular region
Molecular function (GO): cytokine activity; frizzled binding
Source: RefSeq, a predicted model, not a curated record